ACAUAUUAUUAUAUUUAUCUAUAUGUAUACUAAUAAAUAUAAGAUAAAAAUAAAUUGUAAAUUAUUUAUUUAUUAAAAAUAGAUUUUCGUUACGUCAUUAAAUUAUUAUAAAUUGUCAUUCAAAAAUCUUAACCUCAUUUUGCAUGUGACGUAAUUUUGAAUAAUAAUUAUCAUUUUUUUUUAAUUAUUACCGUUAACUGAUGAUUAUUUUUAUACAUUAUUUAAUUAAUUAUUUAUAAAAUCAGUUAAUUAAUUAAAUUUACUUUGUGCUGACAAGUGGGAAAAUUUUUUUUGGAGAUUUUCAACAUGACAGGAAAUUACGGAGUAAAUAAACGUGACUAUAAAUUAAAUAAUGAGUCCGAAUAAAUAUAAAAAUAAUUCAAAUUCAACAAUGGCAUCGAACGGAUACUCAACAGCAUCUAAGCAGACUAAAUGCUUGGAGCCACCACCUUGUGAGUCUGUGAACUCGAUGCCGUGGUUUGGAAUGGACAUUGGCGGGACGCUGUGCAAACUAGUUUAUUUUGAACCAAAAGAUAUCACCAGAGAUGAAGCUGACGCUGAAGUUGAAACCUUAAAAAAUAUAAGAAGAUAUUUGACUAAAAAUUCAGCGUAUGGUAAAACUGGACAUCGAGAUACUCACCUACAGAUGGAUAAUGUUGAGAUACGGGGUAGAAAAGGUACAUUGCACUUCAUAAGAUUCCCCACAAGUGAAAUGGGUAAUUUUUUGGCUCUGGCCAAGUCUAAGGGGAUGGCGAAUUUAGUGACAACCGUGUGCGCAACAGGUGGAGGCGCAUUUAAGUUUGAAGAAAAUUUUAAACGAGAAGUUAACAUGAGUCUCGCUAAAUUUGAUGAGUUACACAGUUUAAUACGUGGAAUGCUUUAUAUUGAGACGACGAAUCCUCAUGAGUGCUACUAUUGGUCUCAUCCUACUGACGAUACUCUUUGUCAUAAAGUACCGUUUGAUUUUUCAGAGCCUUAUCCAUUUCUACUCGUCAAUAUUGGAUCAGGUGUGAGUAUACUCGCAGUGUAUGGACCAGAUAAUUUUAAAAGAAUAUCCGGCACAAGUUUAGGCGGAGGGACAUUUUUAGGAUUGUGCUGUUUAUUAACUGGCUGCAAUACAUUUGAAGAAGCCAUCGAAUUAGCAACCGGAGGUGACAAUACACGAGUUGAUAAAUUAGUAAAAGAUAUUUAUGGUGGUGAUUAUGGUCCAUUUUGUCUUCCUGGUGAUCUUGUUGCCAGCAGUUGUCUACAAUUGUGCAGUUUUGGCCAAAUGAAUUCAAAAGAUCGGAGACAAGCUGUCAAUAAAGAAGAUUUAGCACGUGCAACACUCGUUACUAUCACUAAUAAUAUUGGAUCAAUUGCGAGGAUGUGUGCAGUCAAUGAGAAAAUUGAGCGGGUGGUAUUUGUUGGUAAUUUUUUACGUGUGAAUCCAAUUUCAAUGAAAUUAUUGGCCUAUGCUAUGGAUUACUGGUCUAAAGGAACAUUGAAGGCUCUGUUUUUAGAGCAUGAGGGAUAUUUUGGUGCAGUUGGAUGUCUCUUACAAUUCAAUGGAGAAACGAUUUAGAUAAAUUAGUUUAUUUAUAGGCAUCAAUUUUAUUAAUUAGCAUUCCAAUUAAAUUAUUUACCUAUUUUAUUAUUAUUAUUAUUAUUAUUACAUUGUUUAAUGGAAUUUCGCAUUCCGUAUAUUAGUUAUUUAUUAAUUAUUUAAAAAAUUUUAAUUAAUUAUAUAUUAGAGUAAUUAAGGUCA
Microplitis demolitor is the source of this 1747-nucleotide messenger RNA. It is a transcript of the gene fbl, whose product is annotated as pantothenate kinase 3. The transcript has 9 exons. Gene Ontology annotation, molecular function: pantothenate kinase activity; ATP binding. Bases 353 to 1564 code for a protein of 403 amino acids. The record is from RefSeq and is a predicted model, not a curated record. Gene Ontology annotation, biological process: coenzyme A biosynthetic process. NCBI's taxonomy places the organism in Eukaryota, Metazoa, Arthropoda, Insecta, Hymenoptera, Braconidae. Gene Ontology annotation, cellular component: nucleus; cytosol.